Messenger RNA from Schistocerca serialis cubense, 6256 nucleotides. Its product is annotated as cholinesterase 1-like. NCBI's taxonomy places the organism in Eukaryota, Metazoa, Arthropoda, Insecta, Orthoptera, Acrididae. The coding region runs from base 201 to 1955 and encodes 584 amino acids. The transcript has 12 exons. The record is from RefSeq and is a predicted model, not a curated record.
CCGGGUGCCGCGCACUACCUCGGCGCCUCUCAGUGGACACCGGCGCUCCGGAUAGCAGGGAGAAGAGGUCGGGCCAGAGUCCGCGCUUACAAGGUCCGCCGGCGUGGGAUGGUGGCCCGCUGGUAGCUGCCGCUGGCAACGGACGCCGAGGGCCCACCUCGACAACACCAAGUGUCGCACGCAAGCCCUCGCCACCAGCCAUGGCCCCGCUCGCUAUCUGCUUGGUGUGGGCGUGGCUGCUGGCGGCCGCCCCCGCCGCCUCCGAGGUGUGGGUGCGCCUCCCGGACGGCAGCCGGCUGCUGGGCGCCGCCACCUCCACCGCCAGGACGGGGCGGCCGGUGUACGAGUUCCGCGGCGUGCGGUACGCCUCCGCGCCCUCCAGUGAGCGCUUCAAGCACUCGCAGCCGGUGGGUCCGCUGGGCGAGUACAACGCGACGCAGUUCGCACCGCCCUGCCCGCCCGCCUUCAGCUGGUCCAACGACUGGUUCACCGACCCCGACCCGGAAGUUCUCGCCAACCUGCGGCAGCCCGCAGAGGACGAGGACCAAGAGGACUGCCUCUUCCUCAACGUCUUCACGCCCACGCUGGACCCCGGGGCGCGGAUGGCGGUGCUGGUGCACAUCCACGGCGGCUCCUACAUCGCGGGGUCGCCGCUGCUGGCGCGGCCCGGCUUCAUGCUGGAGCACGACCUGCUGCUCGUCACCGUCCAGUACCGCCUCUUCGUGCCAGGCUUCCUGUACGUGGGCACGGACGACGCGCCGGGCAACAUGGGCCUGCUGGACAUGACGACGGCGCUCAGCUGGGUGCAGCAGAACAUCGCCAGCUUCGGCGGCGACCCCGGCCGGGUCACCAUCUCCGGGGGCAGCGCGGGGGCGGCCGCCGUAGAACUGCUCGCCUACAGCCCCGUCGCCUCGCAGCUGUUCCACCAAGUGCUGCCGAUGAGCGGGUCUGCGCACGCGGCGUGGGCCAUGGAGAAGCCCGAGGACGCCAUCAGGGCGGCGAAGAACAUCGCGCGCCUCGCGGGCUGCAACUCGACCAGACCCGAGGAGAUGGUCGGCUGUCUGCGCUCCGUCCCCAUCGCAAAUCUCUCCGAUAUUUACAUGGAACACGCAAUGUCGUUCUGGGACAACGACGUGGACACGCUGGUGGGCGUGACGCCGGUGGAGCAGGACAGGCGGCUGCGCUCCCCCGCCGUGCUGCCUGCCUCGCCGCGGGAGCUGUGCGCGCCCUGGAGCGCCUACCGAGGGCGGCCCAUGAUGGUCGGCGUCACCAAGCACGACGGACACUUCUUCGUGGGCCAUGGCCUUCACGUAUGGAUGAACUCAAAUGUGACGGAGAGAGAGCGGCUAUACCGGAUGCAGUCCUUCCUAAUGGAGAGCCUGAAAACUGAGUACGACCCGGUGAUCGCGGACGCCCUGUACGAGAAGUACUUGAAUGGCUAUAACAGGACCGAGGACAUAUUCAUCGCCCUGACGGACUUCAUCGGUGCGGCUAAAUUUAAAGGUCCCAUGAUAAAGUCAGCCAACUGCAACACAAACCACGGUGGAAGGACGUAUGUGUACACGCUAAAUCAUGUGGGCCAUUUCCCCAAUCAAGCUGUCGAACAUGGUAUGGAUGUGCUGUACCUUUCACCCAGGUCAGACUUCAGGCUGUCUGAAGAAGAUGAAAAGGUUUCGAGGAGGCUCGUUCAUCUGCACGCGAACUUCAUCAUCUAUGGGGACCCGACGCCGAACACGAGCCGGGUGGACGGCGUGCCGCAGUGGCCGCCGUACGAACCCCGGGGCGGUCCCUACCUGCGCGUCGACUGGCCGUUCCGCGUGCAGCGCGACUUCGAGGCGCGCGAGUUCAACGUGACGCGCGCCGAGGGCAUCGGCAGGUCCGGCAGCCGCCGCGCUGGCGCCACCGUCGCCGUGCUCGUGCUGUGCGGGGCGCUGCGGCAGCUCCUCUCGCGGUGACCGGCGCAACGCAGCCAAUGGGGCGGCUCUGCUGCCCGCCACCGUACGCAAGUCUCGCAGCGUCUGGAGACGGAGAUCCACAGCAGCGAGUGUCGUGAAGGCUCAGUCAGCAGUGGCGUCGUGAGCUGUAGUUAACGCCAGGGAGCUCAGUACUAAACUGGAGAGACUACUCCACGAGGAGAUGCCGUUACGCACGACGUCGAUGUGGGAUUGCAUCCUUCCACACCUACAAAACCUAUAUCCUACCUAUGCCAAUGUUGCACAGAUGUCCACUCUACCAAAGCUCUGUCACUCCAUCCAAAUAAUUAAACACGACAGACUCCACCUCACUUUCCUCAUCCCUUUACCUUCCCCAUGAGUCCAUUUACCAUCUCACUGAAUUCCCACUCUCCUCACAUUGAACACUACUAUCUGCAAACUUGACUCUAACAACUGUAUUGCAUAGCCUAUAAUUUCCAAUCCCAAUAUGCUGCCACUCCCGUACCAAAAAUUUCAGUCGACUACCUCUCCUAAAGAAUGACAGAGUGAGAUAGCGCAGCGAUAAAACACUAGACUUGUAUGCGGGAGAACGGCAGUUUGUUUCCUCAUCUAACAUCCAGAUUUAGAUUUUCCGUGACUUCCCUAAAGCACUUAAAGCGAAUGCCAGGAUGGUUCCUUUGACAGGCCAGUGCUGAUAUCCUUAGUCAGAGCUUGCAUUCCACCUCUAAUUACCUCAUUGUUGACAGGAUUUCAAGUCAUAAUCUCUUCCCAGACAAUGAAACUCACUCCAGUAAUUAUCCAUCCUACUAACUAAAACUCUUUCCCUCCUGCAGCAUACACUCAUCUCCUUCCCCUCCUCUUCCUCCCAGGUGUGGCUUCUCCUUUCCCCUUUGCUCUCCAUCUUCCCUAUCUCUUCCUGCUCACACUAUGGCACUGUCCACACACCAACUCCUACUCCCUUUCUGUCUCCCCACCAUCCACUCCAACACCUAUUCACAUCUCUGUCCACCUGAUCCCUCUGCUUAUACCCACACAUCUUAAAACACUACAGAACACCUUACAUUCCCAUCCAUUAAACACAUUUCUCUAGUGGAGCUCCUUCAGUUUUAAUGAAAGCACAGAGCUUCUUUUUAAGAUCAGCAGCAAUCUGCCAAGUCUUUAAAUAUCUUUUUUUGUAUCUCAUAGUUUUUGAAUCUAAAGCAAAAAUUGGGAAAGUUUACAGUGAAAUUUAUGGAUGUACCACUAUGCAAAUUCUUCUUUAAUUAAUUUUAAAAACAUUUGUAAAUAUUUCACUUGUGUAUUAUGUUGUUUCUUCUUUAUAUGUUGUUAAACUUUUUGGUUGGAGAAAGGCUUGAUGGCAGUGAAUUUGAUUUUACUGAUACUAUCCAACAAUGUCCCAGUUUAAUUUCUAGUUCACUGUUAAUAUUGAUUUGUAUCUGCGAGUUCUCCUCUGCAAGAUCAGUUUCACAACUGUUAUGUUCAUUUUCAGAUGUAAUUUUCAUUAUAUUGCUGAAAAUCUACUGUAAUCACUUCCUCAGAAAUCUUACUUCUGUACAAGAGAGUUUACCUUCCACUUUACAUAUCGGAGUCAUGAGACAGCAUAUCAAUACCAAAUGGGGGAAGCAGUAACCUCAUAACUUUUUCAUAUGAUUAUUUCACCAAAUGAUUUGUGAAGAUUCAAUAAAUCAUUUUAAUGUGACCACCUUUGGAUCCUGAUAGUCAUUUCUGAUGGAAACAUUUCUCUCUCUAUGCCUACAAAAAAUAUCUGUAUAUGUCAUUAGGCAACAAAACUACUCAAUCAUUGCUUAUUUUCCAGUGCCUACUUUAUACAUAAUCCUAAAUAAUCAACCUAAAUAAUAAAUCAAACUAGUUGCAAACAAUGAAAAAUGCUUUGAUGUUAAUACAAUAACAGAUCCAAAGGUCUUAGGUUCAAUCCUCAGUUAUUCCUACAAUUUUUACUCGUAACAUAUCAGUUCCUUCAUGUUUGGCAAUAUUUUUUAAUGCAAAAAAUGCCUAAUUGUAGUGUUGUUUGGAGACCAUAUUAAGCUGUAGAUCCCUCUGUAAUUGGUUGGGUCCAUCUGUUCAAAGGCCAGAGGCAGACAAUGGCACAUAACCACAUAACCACCAGUAGGAACAUGCCUAAUAAAGCACUGUGGUGUUAAAACCACGCUUUGGUUGAUAAGAGCUGGGGACAGGUUGAGAAGGACAAAGGAGGGGAUGGACAGUGUGAGGCAGAGGACGAAAUGGACAAACAAAAGGAGGGAGGGCAGGGGAGAUGCAUGUGGAAGGUGGAAGGUGUAGACGGGUAGUGAGCGGGCAGAAAAGGAAGUGGAGGAGAGGUGCUGAUGGAAAGAGAGAGGGACAGAAGGAUGUGAUCAGAGAGAGAGAGAGAGAGAGAGAGAGAAUUUUUUUUUUUUUUCAUUGCAAUACACAACUAAUUACAACUUUGUGUCAAACAUUGGCAAAUGUAAUUACCUAGUCUGACUGAUUUUCUGUUGCCAAUGGUCGACAAAACUGAAUAAACUAGCUGCAUCAUCAUAUUUCAGCAGCUGUAAAUUAACUGUUGGUUAUUGUAUGUAAGUAGCUCUAUUUUACAAAAUGAUCAUUACAAAUGAUGUCAUAUUAUUUUGAUGGUCUCCAGUAUUCCCUGAGUACAGGAUGAAUAUAGUUUUUGUUUUGUUUUUAAUUCUUGGUGCAAAUGAGGAUUUCUAAAAAUAUUUUACAUUUCAUAAUAGCAUUAUUUGUUUUUCUCAAAGAUAAUUUUCUUGCAGUUAUAUAGCAUAUGGAACUUCAUUGUGGACAUAAAUAUCACUUCCUGUUAUCUGUUGAUUACUGCAUCUAUAUGUUACACAUCUUGACUUUUUAUAUCAAAUUUAAGAGUAACAAUCAUUUGAAAGUUGUUAACACAAACACUACUAACAACUCCAAAAUGGUCCUCACUAGUAUGACGCAUCCAUAACUUUUUUUUCUGGAAGAUUACACCUGUGAUUUCUCUCUCCAGUUUAUAUUGAGUUAACUGAUUUCCACAACUGAGCUAAAAAUUCUAGUGACUCAGUUUUCAAUAUGGCCUCAACUGGAAAUAUAUUGCCUGCCAUUACAGUGUGUUAACUUUAAAUUGGUGUAUCAGCUUCCUAGUUCUGAACUGGUAGAAAUUUACAGAAGUUGGAAGUGCUUGGCUGAUAGUCAGCUUUUUUGGUUAUAGCCAGUGUUAGGUAGCUGGCAGUACUGGGUGAGAUAUCCAUUGUUGUCUGCUUGUUAAUUAGUUGUACCUCAAACUGUUUCCUUCCCUUGUGAUAAGUGUACAUAACUGUUGAAGUUACGAUCUUAUUAAACAUGUUAAUAUGUAAGACAAUUUCACUUUCGAUUACAAAUAACAAUUAAGCAAUUUUUACCUCAUUCUCUGACUACUUCUUUCAUGGAAGCAUAAACGGCAGGUAGGGGUACUAACAUCGACACAGGCAGGCAUGGCUCGUUCUCCCCUCAUUGCAGUAUAUACGGGAGCCGGGCUUCUUUUCCUCCACUUUCCGCUACCCCCUCAGGCAAUCAAUUACUUUAACAAUUAAUGCCAUAUACUUUAUAGAAGUAAAGCUGCACUAAGGACUAAAUAGGAAGAAUAUAAAUAAAAAAUAUAGUGUUCAAGAAUGGAUGGCAUGCACAAACAUGUGAAUAUUAAACACUAUUAUCAACAAUGUUGUUAAUUAUUCUGUACCAAAUAAGGAGCUACGGGUAUAAUGUUUUAUGCAAAUUUAUAAAAACAGAUCUCCAUUCAUUAAUUUUGUCUUUAAGUACUAAGUAAGAAAUACAGAUGGCGUUUAGAUUUUCAUGUCCCAAUAAGAUGGUAAGUCCAAUUGAAAUUAUUGUGCACCUAGCCUACAGAAAGUUGUCUGCAUACUCCAUUUAUGAGCAGAUUGAAGUGCCUUUAUCAGAAAUUAGAUAUUCUCCCAGUAGUGAACAACAUGGUCUCAGUCACUGUAGUUCUUUAAUUUUCUCCUCUUUUAAAAAAGAAGAGACUGGGAAACUACAAACAGUCUUUGUUAUAUGCCAAUCAAUUGUACUUAUCUAACUAAAAUGUAAUUUAUAUAGGAGCAUGUCUUUUCCACAGGGCACUGCACGAAUUGAUUAUAAUGGGCCCAUAAGACGAAUGACAAGUCAGCAAGUUUAUAAAUAAAAGGUCAGAAGAGAAUAUCAUGUUUCUGUUACCAUAACAUAAAUCCCAUCAUUUUGUUGUCAUGUUUGCUAGAAUGUUAUUGUACAAGGUAAAAUGUUUACAUUUCUAUGUACUGGUUGUGAAUGCAGCAAUAAUAAAUUAAACGUUUGUCCAA